Messenger RNA from Paramecium pentaurelia, 5043 nucleotides. The record is from the annotation of a GenBank genome assembly. Lineage: Eukaryota; Ciliophora; Oligohymenophorea; Peniculida; Parameciidae.
AUGGUUGGUAAUAUUGGAAAUACAAAGAUGGGUAUUUAAUUUUUAUCUCAAAAGCUUCCUCAUAUUUCACUAUUACACCCUUUUUCGAAUUCCAAAAUAAUUUUAUCUAUUAUCCAUUCACUAUUUUUAGUCUCAUAAUACUAUUAAGUGUGUUAUUUUACUUAUGUUUUUUCAAUUUAGAAGUAAACUAAAAGAGAUAAAAGGUUAAGUAUUUGGAAGGGAGAACAAGUCUUUUGUGUUCAAUAAUAUUAUUUACAAUUUAAACUCUAUAAAUACCAUGUUAUAAGUUUUACAUAUAAUAAAUAAUUGUUGCUAACAAUAAAAAUUAGACUAAUUAACUAAUAAUUAAUAUAUGUACUUUAAUUUUGUAUUUUUUAUAUGUUUUAGUUUGUGAAUAUUUUUUAAGAAUUUAUUCUUUCAUACCAUAUCAUCCUAUGUAAUAAAAAUUUACAAAGUUAAGAAGUUCAUUAAUAUUAUUAAAUUUAAUAGCAAUAAUAUUGAUUUUAGAUGAUUAAUCAAAAUUAUACAAUUUAAUUGGUUUAUUUGUUUUACAUAUGAUAUUUGUCAUUAAAAGUGUAAAUCAUUUAUAUUAUUAAUCAGAUAUUCCUAAUAAAAAUAUGAUGGAUUUUUAAAUCUCAUUCACUUUAGAAUCAUUAGCAAUUUUAAUAACUUUAAAUGUUUCAUCUGAAAAUCAUAUUUUUGCUGAUGAAUAAAUAUCAAUAUACAUUAUGUUUGUCUUAAGUCUUGGAUUGAUAUUAGGAAAUCAUUUAUUUUCUUAUCUUUAUCCAUAUAACUUUAAUAAAUAAACUAGAUAACUCAAUUUAAUAUAUGAAUUAUAUUCUAACAUUAGUAAUAUAAAUUCAAAUUCAAUAACAAGAUAACAUUUACUCAUAUAUUAAUUAAUCAAUAAUGAAAAGUUUUCAAAAUUUAAAUAAAAGGCUAUUAUUGUUAAUAAAAGUUUAAAUAUGUUUAAUUAUUAUAAAUUAGGAUUAUAUUUGAUAACUGAAAUAUUUAUUGAUAUAAUAAAACAAUAAAAAAAUUAAAUAGAAGAAAUAUAAUUGUUAUUUGUAUCUUUUUUGACAUUUGUAAGAAAAAAGCCACUUGUUGCUUAUGUUGAAUAUAAAAGAUUUGAAUAGAAUAUUGAUUAUCAAAAAUCUUAUUAUUUUGGUUUUAUAAAAAGAAGGAUUGAUUUACAUAUACAAAAAAGAAUUUCAGAAGUAUAGAAGAUUUAUCAAAAUGAAUAACUUUAAUCAAUUAAAAAUGAUAUCAAUAAUGAAAAAAGAAUUACUACACUUGAAUUAUAUUAAUUUUGUUAAUUGGAAGAGUAAUUUUAAAAAGCACUUCUUGAUAUUAUUUAAUAUAAAAUAAAUAUAUGGAAAUUUUAGAUAUAAGGAUGUUAAUCAAUAUAUGAUUUUUAAAGUUUUGCACUUCCAUUAAGUAAAAAAAUAAUAGAUUGUAUUUUAUAUUUAAGAGAAUAAUAAAUUAAUGUAGUAAAAGAAGAAUAUAUAAAAUAAUGUGAAAAUAUUCUAACUUUGAAAAUAUGUUCUAUGUUUCAUAGUUUUGUAUUAAAUGAUUACUGUAUCUCUUUUUUAUGUGAAUAGAAAAUUUCAGAUAUAAUAAAAACAGAAACUAUAUUUGAAUAAAAAACAUUAUCAAGAUCAAAUAUUUUAUAAGAUAAUACUAUUUUAGUAGUAUUAAGUAUAGUAAAACAAUUAGGAUAAAUAAUAAAUGUAAAUAAAAGUCAAUUAGCAAAUUAUUUUGAAUAUUCUAUAAUGGAAUUUAAUUAAAUUAAUAAUAUUAAAGAAUUGAUGCCAUAAUAUUUUGGUUAAUAACAUGAUAAAUUUCUAUAAUCUUAUAUUAAGGAAGCAAAAACAGAUCUUGUGUUUAAAGAUGUUAUUACAUUUGGUAAAACUAAAACUGGAUUUAUAAUACCAUAAUAUAUUAACAUUUAUAAUAACUAUAAUAUUAUGGAUGAUUUUACUUUAAUUGGUGGUCUGACAAAAAUAAAGGAAUCCAAAAAUUAUCUAUUAUUUGAUGAAUCUGGUAGAUUUAUUGGUAUUACUUAAGAAAUGAGUAAAUUAUUAAUACCAAAAGAUAAUUAAGAAUUCUUCUUAUAAAAUAUUGAUCUAUUUUAUGUCUACAUGUUUCUACCUCAUAUACAUUUGUAUGUUAAUGAUAUGAUCUAAAAUAAAGAAGAAAUUAUCUUAUAAAAAUCAAUUAUUCUUUAUGUAUACAAAGAUUUAGUUUAAUUAUCUAAAAUUCAUGAAUCUAUUUUCUCAUCAUUUUAAGCUUAAUCACAUAAAUAGAUUGAGUAAACUAAAACUUUUACUUAAUUUGAAUAUCUAAAUUCUAUGAUUAAUAGUCCAAGAAGUGGAAUGAAUUAAAGAUUGAUUACUGAUAUAAAAUCAUUUUAAAAUAAUUAAUAAGAAAAUCCUUUUAUUAUAGAUCCUAAUAGAUAACCUUAAAAUGAUUUAAAAUAAGAUGGAAAAUGUAAUUUAUCAACAUUAUAUUAAUAAAAAGAAUAAUAAAUGAUAGACUUUCUAAAUGCUAUUGAUGUAAUACUAUUACUAUAUUUAGGAGUUAUAAAAAACCAUGUAUCUCUGUACAGCUAAAAUAUAAUUUGUUGAUUAUGGUAAAAAACUAUAAAAAUAAAAUUAUUUCAUAUUUGAUUGCUCUGAUUUUAUUGAUAAAGGCAUUCUAUAAGAAGAUGAAAAGAAACAAUUUAUAGCUUAAUAAAGUGAAUUACAUAAUUAGAAUAUUCGAAAUUGUAAUAAAAGACCAAGUUAAUUUAUUUAAUCAAUACAUAAAAGUUCUGAUUAAUAAAUGGAUUCUUCAAUUAUAAGUCCUAAUGGAUCUCAAAUAUAAUAAUAAUAUCUUGGUUAACAUUCAGAAAGAAAUCAAAUUGUUAAAAGUAUCAAACAAAAUUAAUCUAAAUAAAUUGAUAUAAUGGAUUAAGUUGAAUCAUAAAGUAUUCAUGAAGUCAUUAGUAAUGAUCAGAUAAUGGAAAGAAAUAAUAAAAAUGAACAUCAAUCAAAUUAAGGACCAUUACUUGAAUCUUAAUCUAGUGGUAAAUCUGGUUCAUCUUCAUAGACAGCAAUUGAAAUUGUCAACAAAUUUAAAACACAAACUUCUCUAAUUUCUAGUCUAACUAUUAUAUCAAUCUUAAAAUUUAUAAUAAUUAUGCUAUUUAUUAUAUUUAUGUCAAUAGAUUUAGUUCAAGUUAGAGAUUUUAAUAAUCAAGUAAUCAAUUUUAUAUCUGAAAUAAGUUUACCUAUUAAUUUUAACAAAUAUUUUUUAAAUGUAUUUACUCAUUCUUGGAUAAUUUCUAUGAAAAAGUUGAAUAUCUUAAAUACAAGUUAAUUUAUUGAUAAUCAAUUAUAAGAAUAAACUGAAAUUAUGAAAAGUACUUUUUUAAAUCUUACAAAUAUGUAUGGAAGUUUUAUAUCUCUUGAAGAAAGUCAUUACUUAGAUGAAAUAUAAAUAAUUCAUUUAGAUUAAAAUCUAACAAUAGAAGAUAUUGAAUUUACUGGAUAUUUGUAUUAUCUUGAAUAAGUAGGAUUUAGAUUAAUAUAUAGUGAUAAUGAAUAAAAUUAUUUAAGUAAUCUUUUAAAAUAUAGGAUAAAUUUUGGGAAUAUUGUUAAUAAUAAUGAAAAGGUUAUUGCAUCAUUGAGUUCAUUUUUUUAAAUUUAAUAAGAUGGAAAAAUUUCAACAUUUUUUAAUUCAAUAUUAAUUUAAAUAAUAAUAAUUGGCUUAGUUAUUAUAUCUUAAUUGUUUUUUUGGUAAAAAAUAGAGUUAUAUUGUUAAAGAAUAUUGAUGUUAUCAAAUAGAUUAAGUGAAAAAGCAGCAGAAACUCAAAUUAAUAAAUUUAAAUUAAUAAUCUCUGUAAUUAAAUAACUUUAUGGUUAAUUUGGUUAUAAAUAGAGAAAUUGUUAUAAACUUUGUUAUACUGAUUUCUCAUAAAAAAAAGUCAAUUUAAAAUAAAUAAAUAAAUUAAAAUAUUAAUAAUCUCUUUUUAAUUAAAAUAGUUAAAAUUAAGGUGAAUCAUAAAAUAAAAAAUCUACAUAAUUAACUAUUCCUUUGAAUUCUAGAAUACAAAAUCUAUCUAUAAAAUUAAUUAUAGAAAGUAUCUUAAUAAUAUUCUUAGCUAUUUUAAUAAUUUUGUAUUUCAUUGGUUCUUAUUUGAUAUUUUAAGAUUAGAGUUUAUAAUUAUCACCUACUUAAGAAUUAGCUAUGGAUUAUAUCUCAUUUUAUAUUGAUUUUGAAAAUACUAUUGCAAUAUUGUUAAUAGUUAAAUCUGAAUAAUAGAUUUAUAAUUUUAUGAAGGAAAUUAUUCCAUCUUAUACUCAAACUAUAAGCAAUUAUUAAAGUUAAUUAAAUACAAUUCCUCUUCUACUUAGUGUUUAUAGUUCUGAUCACAGUAAUUUCAAUGAUAUUUAUGAUAACAUUAUAGAAUCUGAUGCUAUGAAUGGAGAGGAUGAAACAUAUAUACUAGGGUUAUAUAAUGGAGACUUUUGUAUAUUUUUAUAAUCUGAAAUUCCAUUCUGUAAUAGAGAAUUAAGUAAAAUUGAUUUUGAAAAUAAAUAUGGUAAGUAUAAUAAUAAAGAUAAUAAUUCAGAUUAUUUAAGUAAAGGCAUUUCUGGAAUGGUAAGUAGAAUGGAUAAUUUUCUCACUUAAUAUUUUGAAACUGAAAUUCUAACAGGAAAACCAGUUUAAGACUUUGUAUUAUUAAACUAAUAAAUUAAUACAUAGGAUUUUAAUAACAUCAUUAUAUAAUAUUAGCUAGAUACAUAUAUAGGUUUUGAAGCCUUUAUUUUAAGGAUGUAAGAAUGUAUAAUAUCUGUUAUUGAAGAUUAGCAAUAUUAAUACAAUAUAUAUUAGAUAAUAGUUGGUGUUAUAUUUAUUUUAUUUCUCCUUUCUUCAUCUGUUUUUGUGGUAGUGAAAGUCAAUUUAAGAUUAAUUUAUAUUAGAUUAUUGAUAACUUUGUUGCCAAUAGAAAUUAUGCUUGACAUAUAUACCAUUUCUUUAUUGAAACUUUUAAGAUGA